Molecule: messenger RNA, 1591 nt
Organism: Hirundo rustica (Barn swallow)
Lineage: Eukaryota; Metazoa; Chordata; Aves; Passeriformes; Hirundinidae
Gene: AMZ1
Product: archaelysin family metallopeptidase 1
Exons: 6
Coding region: 1-1512 (503 amino acids)
Biological process (GO): proteolysis
Molecular function (GO): metallopeptidase activity
Source: RefSeq, a predicted model, not a curated record
AUGCUGCAGUGCAGACACGCGCAGGAGUUCAGCUUCGGGCCCCGCGCGCUGAAGGACGCGCUCAUCUCCACCGACCCCGCGCUGCAGGAGCUCUACGCCAAGGCCUUCUCCAGGGCGGAGAAGCUGUUCCUGUCCGAGGCCUACAACCCCCAGCGCACGCUGUUCUGCACGCUGCUCAUCCGCACGGCCUUCGACUGGCUGCUCAGCCACCCCGAUGCCCCCGAGGACUUCGAGACCUUCUACCACGCCAUGCUGAGGAGGAAGCAGAACUUCUGUCGAAAGCACAUUUACCUGCAGCCGAUAGAUUUGAUUGAAGGGCCCGCCGGGCUCUCGCUGCUGGAUUCCCUCCAGAGCUGUGUGGAGUCUUUCUUCCUGGGUCUGCGUGUGAAGUGCCUUCCCUCCAUCCCCGUCUCCUCCAUCCACUGCUGCUUCCGCCACAGCCGCGACUCGGACAGGGUGCAGCUCCACGCAGAUGGGAUCCUGAAUUUCCUGAAGAACAACAAGCCCAUGGAUGCCCUGUGUGUCCUUGGACUUACCCUGCUGGACCUUUACCCAUGUGAGACCUGGAGCUUCACAUUCAGCAAAUUCCUGCCAGGACAAGAAGUGGGAGUCUGCAGCUUUGCCAGGUUUUCUGGGGAUUUCCCCCAGGCUGGCUGUAGCAGCUUGAACCCACCCACGCAGAAGGAGGAGCCGUGUGAAGGCAGCAAGGAGGGCAGAGACCGCACCUUGCAGCUCAGUGCCCAGGAGAUGGUGCAGUGCUGUAAGGUGACCUGCCACGAGAUCUGCCAGCUGAUGGGGCUGGGGACGUGCCGCUGGCUGCAGUGCAUCAUGCAGGGAGCGCUGAGCCUGGACGAGGCGCUGCUGCGGCCCCUGGAGCCCUGCCCCAUCUGCCUGCGGAAGCUGCAGCACGUCGUGGGCUUCAAACUCAUCGAGCGCUACAGGAAGCUCUACGCUUGGACACAGACCGUGCUGUCCACGUGGCCAAGGCAGGAGUCAGCGGAGCUGUCAGCCUCAGAGGACAUCCUCCCGUUCAGCUCCGACUCGGGGAUGUGCUGCGAGAACGACUCGGAGGCCGUGACCUCGCUGUCCGAGCCGCUGAGCCCCGACACCUGCAGCCAGGGCCCGUCCCUGGGGCCGGAGCUGGAGCAGGACGAGCAGCCCAGCUCGCUGCCCGGGGCACAGAGCCAGCCCCGCCUCCCCGGGCACACCAAGGCCACCGACACCAUCAGGGAUUACGAGCUGUGGCUGGAGACGUGCAUCGCUGCCCUGGAGAGGAACGUGUCUGAGGAGGAACUGGCGCAGGUGGACAGGAGCGUGGACGCCCUGGCUAAGUGGGAAAUGUUUACGGGCCAGCUGCCCGCCGUGAGGAAGGACCUGCCCUUUGCUAGGGACAGCACCGGGCUACGCAAAGUUCUCGGAGACAAAUUUUCCUCCUUGCGGAGGAAGCUGAGUUCCAGAAAACUGUCCAAAGGGGAAUCAUCCCCUCAUCGCUGGCGGUGGGAGGACAAUUAGCUGGGGCUGCCUUGUCACUGCCCGGCUUCCAGCCGUCCUCACCCCAAGCUGUUGUUGUCUCAGAGGAACAGCAGCUCCC